AUGUGCCCCUGGUCAAACAGUACUACAUACCAUCCCUCAACCUCUUCCCUCUCGGCUAUCAAGCGUUAUAACAAAGUGAUCACCUUCAGAGGAAUUGGACCUCAUUGCAAGGCUGCGGGAGGCCAUGCUGCAGCCCCGCCUGUCAGCAAUUACAGCAUGCAAGAUGAAGGGGGGAUGGGAGAGACGCAACUAUACGCGGGCGUUCUUGCGCGCAAGCUUGAUCAACCUAACAACCUCCAUCCCGGCGGCUUGAAUCGUAGGCGGAGGAGAACAAAAACCGGAGACAACGGUUGGCAGAAGAGGAUCACCAUCCUUGAACAACAAGAACACCAGGCUGGAGACAAGGAGACCGAAUGGCUUGUGCUUGUGCCGGACCCAGACCCGGCUCGGCUCCCUGACCUGUGCCCACUCUGGCUUGCCCCUCACACCUUCAAAUCAACUCAAUCGACCACGACCCUUGCGAGCACACUCAGAUAG
Molecule: messenger RNA, 477 nt
Organism: Puccinia triticina
Lineage: Eukaryota; Fungi; Basidiomycota; Pucciniomycetes; Pucciniales; Pucciniaceae
Exons: 3
Coding region: 1-477 (158 amino acids)
Source: RefSeq, a predicted model, not a curated record